Chanos chanos (milkfish) is the source of this 2468-nucleotide messenger RNA. RefSeq names its product zDHHC palmitoyltransferase 20b (gene zdhhc20b). The transcript has 13 exons. Gene Ontology annotation, molecular function: palmitoyltransferase activity. The coding region runs from base 1 to 1089 and encodes 362 amino acids. The record is from RefSeq and is a predicted model, not a curated record. NCBI's taxonomy places the organism in Eukaryota, Metazoa, Chordata, Actinopteri, Gonorynchiformes, Chanidae.
AUGGCGCCCACACAUGUACUGAGAUGCUGCCAACGGGGUUUAGCCUGGAUUCCGGUCAUUUUUAUCGCCUUAGUUGUGUGCUGGUCUUACUAUGCCUAUGUCGUGGAGCUGUGUAUUUUCACAAUCCUCAGUAUCGGAGAAAAGGUCGUCUACUUAGUCGUCUUUCAUCUGUCUUUCAUCAUGUUUGUAUGGUCCUACUGCAAGACCAUCUUCACCAAACCAGCCAACCCCUCCAAAGAGUUCUGUUUGGCCAAAUCUGAGAAGGAGCAGUAUGAGAAGGAGGAGCGUCCGGAGGCACAGCAGGAGAUUCUGAAGAGAGCGGCCAGCAGUCUGCCGCUCUACACCCGCACAGGAGCCGGGGCCAUCCGCUAUUGUGACCGUUGCCAGGUGAUUAAACCAGACAGGUGCCAUCACUGCUCCGCCUGUGACAUGUGUGUGUUGAAGAUGGAUCACCACUGUCCAUGGGUGAACAACUGUGUUGGUUUCUCCAACUACAAAUACUUCAUCCUGUUCUUAGCCUACUCCCUGGUUUACUGUUUGUUCAUCGCUGCCACUGUCCUUCAGUACUUCAUCAAGUUUUGGACAAACGACCUGCCAGACUCGCAAGCCAAAUUCCAUGUCUUAUUUCUCUUUUUUGUGGCGGCCAUGUUCUGCAUCAGUAUUCUGUCACUCUUCACGUACCACCUGUGGCUUGUAGGAAAGAACAGAUCCACUAUAGAGGCUUUCAGGGCUCCUGUCUUUAGAAAUGGCCCCGAUAAAAACGGAUUCUCCCUGGGCUUCUCCAAGAACAUUGCCCAGGUGUUUGGAGAUCAAAAGAAGUACUGGUUGCUGCCAGUCUUCACUAGUCAAGGAGAUGGGCUCACAUUUCCCACACGACUUGUUAACGCUGAUCCAGAGCAGCCGGCGGCUGUUCUACAUCCAGAACUGAAUAAAAGUGAUGAAGAUGGAGCUGUCCAACCAAGUGCCCUCAGUGAGUCACAGAAUCGUCUCCUUGACAACGACCACCAUAGCAAUGACGACCAGCUAACUGAUGCCUUGAAAUUCGAGGAAAGUGAGACCAUCACAAUAUCAGUGGAGAACGAGUCAUAGCCUGGGCCAGCUGGAACUGAUGGACGGUGGAUCUUCAGUGUUCCUUAGCCUUUUCACUCCCAGGUUUUGAGAUUGUGUAGGAGAAACACAGCCAUCAGAUAUGAUGCCUUAAAUCACUCCUUUUCAGUCAACACGACAGUCAUCCCCUCAAGUACAGCCAUAGUCGAUAUGAUCACAUCCUGUACUUCUCCUCGGUGGUUUCAUUCAGCCACUUUCUGAAUGUCGUGUGCUUGCCUCCAGAAUCUUUGGCCACCUUCUUCUCCCAUCCUGUCUUGUUUGCACACUAUUUACUGCAUAAAUCCCCACAUUUACUCUCAUGCAGUGUAAAAAAAAUAAGAAAAGAAUAGCCCCGUAUGCAUCCACCUGCAUGCUUCAUCGGGCAUUGAUGAGAUUAUGAUGAGAUUGGUCUUCAAGUGUUGACUCAGAAUUGCACUACCAAUGGAAAUGGCCUUCGCACCGGAUGCUGCUCUUCAAGUUUGGGACUUCAGGGAGUACAAGUUGGAAUUUGAUCUGAAACCAAUGAACAACUGAUGUUUACAUAAUGGGGGGGGAGUGUGUGUCAUCCAGGGGACAUGAGCUUUAACACCUUCUACGAGAAACCCCCUUGGUCUCUAACCUUUUUCUAUGGACAACUAAACAAACAAGGGUAUUUCACACUCCCCGUUGUACUAGAGAACGAGCGAAUUCUUUGAAGCUUCGGUGUUUGAUAGACUGGAACCAUCGGUGAGCUGAGUAGUCACGUGUGAACUUCAGGUCAAGGGUUUAGAACACGGAAGAGCACAAGAUGGCGCAUUUGCACUUUUUAAAUUCAUUCAGCUAAGUGUGUAUGCAUUAAUUGACCUUUUUACUCCGAUUGUUAUUCACGGCUAAGAAGAAAACACAGUCGUUCUGCAACUUGUCUUAGCGGAAUGUGUUCCUCUCCUCAGACUGAAAGGCUUUUUUUUUCUUUUUUUUUAAAUUGGGAGAACCCUCUUUUAAUUGCUUUCAUAAGCUGCUCAUUCUCCUGUGAGACAAAAGUAGUGUUUUUUGAGAUUUUAUCUUCUGUUCAUUUCCACUCGUGUAUUUUGCCUAUGUCUAACUGUUGUUUUGUAAGAGAUCCGUGUUGAAUAUUACACUUCAGAAGGUGGCCGCUCAUUAGGACACCGUGAAUUGCCAAAUAAAGGGCUGAACUAUCAGAGCUCUACACCUCCACUGAGUGUUUACAGUAUGAGGGUAAUGUCUCUUUGCUCUCACAGUAUGGCUGUUGGCACCAAGGAAAACCAAAUGAGACCUUUUUGUGUAUGUGUUAGUGGUUUACUUACUAUUGAUUGGGGUCUACGCUGCUAUACCUGUGUUGUCCAUUAGGUGGCAGCGUUCCUCAUCUUCUGAGAACGAAUCAA